Ceratotherium simum simum (southern white rhinoceros) is the source of this 3254-nucleotide messenger RNA. Lineage: Eukaryota; Metazoa; Chordata; Mammalia; Perissodactyla; Rhinocerotidae. The record is from RefSeq and is a predicted model, not a curated record.
GGGAGGGCGCGGAGUCGGCCCUACGUGCUGACGCUAAUUGUAUAUGAGCGCAAGCGGCGGGCUCUCGGGUCUUUUUUAGCGCCAUCUGCUCGCGGCGCCGCCUCCCGCUCCUCCCGCCGCCGCCCUGAGUCACUGCCUGCGCAGCUCCGGCCGCCUGGCUCCCCGCGCUAGACGCUGAUAUUUGGAGUUCUUACAACAUGGCAGACAUUGACAACAAAGAACAGUCUGAACUUGAUCAAGAUUUGGAUGAUGUUGAAGAAGUAGAAGAAGAAGAAACUGGUGAAGAAACAAAAAUCAAAGCGCGUCAGCUGACUGUUCAGAUGAUGCAAAAUCCUCAGAUUCUUGCAGCCCUUCAAGAAAGACUUGAUGGUCUGGUAGAAACACCAACAGGAUACAUUGAAAGCUUGCCUAGGGUAGUUAAAAGACGAGUGAAUGCUCUCAAAAACCUUCAAGUUAAAUGUGCACAGAUAGAAGCCAAAUUCUAUGAGGAAGUUCAUGAUCUUGAAAGAAAGUAUGCUGUUCUCUAUCAGCCUCUAUUUGAUAAGCGAUUUGAGAUUAUUAAUGCAAUUUAUGAACCCACGGAAGAAGAAUGUGAAUGGAAACCAGAUGAGGAAGAUGAAAUUUCGGAGGAGCUGAAAGAAAAGGCCAAGAUUGAAGAUGAGAAAAAGGAUGAAGAAAAAGAAGACCCCAAGGGAAUUCCUGAAUUUUGGUUGACUGUUUUUAAGAAUGUUGACUUGCUCAGUGAUAUGGUUCAGGAACAUGAUGAACCUAUUCUGAAGCACUUGAAAGACAUUAAAGUGAAGUUCUCAGAUGCUGGCCAACCUAUGAGUUUUGUCUUAGAAUUUCACUUUGAACCCAAUGAAUAUUUCACAAAUGAAGUGCUGACAAAGACAUAUAGGAUGAGGUCAGAGCCAGAUGAUUCUGAUCCCUUUUCUUUUGAUGGACCAGAAAUUAUGGGUUGUACAGGGUGCCACAUAGAUUGGAAAAAAGGAAAGAAUGUCACUUUGAAAACCAUUAAGAAGAAGCAGAAACACAAGGGACGUGGGACAGUUCGUACUGUGACCAAAACAGUUUCCAAUGACUCUUUCUUUAAUUUUUUUGCCCCUCCUGAAGUUCCUGAGAGUGGAGAUCUGGAUGAUGAUGCUGAAGCUAUUCUUGCUGCAGACUUUGAAAUUGGUCACUUCUUACGAGAGCGUAUAAUCCCAAGAUCAGUGUUAUACUUUACUGGAGAAGCUAUUGAAGAUGAUGAUGACGAUUAUGAUGAAGAAGGUGAAGAAGCGGAUGAGGAAGGGGAAGAAGAAGGAGAUGAGGAAAAUGAUCCAGACUAUGACUCAAAGAAGGAUCAAAACCCAGCAGAGUGCAAGCAGCAGUGAAGCAGGAUGUAUGUGGCCUUGAGGAUAACCUGCACUGUAAUAGCCUAAACACAACUAUUAUUUACUUACAGCCUUAUGUUUUUGUAUUUUCUUGAUAGACUCAGUAAUUUUUUUUAAAGGAAAGGAACUGAUAUUUUAAAGACCCAAUUUGUUCUACCUAGCAUUUUAACUGUAGUUUUUCUGUCAGAUAUGUUGAAUGCCCCAGUUCUCUCAUGCAUGUUCAUUCGUUGCUACAUAGUUUGGUUCUUCUGGAGUAUUUUUAUCAUGUAACUCUUCGAUUACAGUUAGGAAAAGGAGCAGAACUGUUAAAUGAAAGAGAUUUUUUGUUUUGCUGUUUUUUUCCCUGAAGAACCAGAGUAUUUUUUCAGCUAGUAGUUGAAGGCGUUUUUUUUUUUGCUUGCACCAGCUGUGCCUUUCAUUACUUUGUUAUAGAAAUGCAGUGACUUAUACUAAGACAAUUCUUCAUUUAAAAAACAAAACUUGUCAAGGCAAGUGUAUGGUUAAGAAUUUCCAGUACGACCACACCCAAUAACUUAGAUUGUUAUUGGAUUUUUGUAUUUUAGGUGACAUAGUUAACUAUAAAGAAACCUAACUCAUAGUGUGGUUAUUGGUUACCACAGGGAGGUGAAUAAAACCUAGUAUUUUCAGACAUUAAGCCUCAUUAUUUUAACUGUACUUUUAAAUUUAACCUCCAUUAACAAAGCAUCUUUUCUUUGUGGUAGGGUCUACCUUCUGCUUCCCUGGAAAGGAUGAAUUUACAUCAUUUGACAAGCCUAUUUGAAGUUUUUUGUUGUUUGUUUGUUUGUUUGCUUGUUUUUGUUUUUGCAGCCUAAAAUAAAAAUGUCAAAUAUAAUUUUAGUUCUCACAAGAUAAUGUCUUAAUUUUCUACUAAUUUAGGUAGAAGCAGAGGCCUAGCUUGAAUUAAGCAUUGUACCCAGUUCACCAUAUUAUUGAUAAAAAGGGUGCCAACUUUGAAAGAGGUACUACAUCUACUAAUAAGAAAGUAUAAGAAAGAAAAUCUUAAAUGAUGUGAUGUUUUUAAAAAGAAAGAUUAAAAAGUUAAAUUUCAUUUCUUUUGGUUAGAACUAGAGAGAAGACCCCAAGCCUCUGCUUAAUUCCAGUUCUUAUUGCUGCAAGUAUGAGCGUGUCAUUUACCCAUGCUUCUGUUGACUAUGUAUUAAAAUGGGUAGAACUGUUUACUUAACUACCUCACAGAUGUGUUAAUGCAUAUUGGUUAAAUUUUAUGAAAUGUUUCUCAGUCUCAUUAAAAGCUCAAAAAUUUGGACCUAUUUGUAUUGCAAGUAUGAUAUUCAGCAUUUUAUUCGUACCAGGGUUUGAUAAUUAAACUGGAAAACAAAGUAAGUACCUCUGUUCUGGAUCUGGUCAGGCAAUAUUCUCGCAGAUCUUGGUGUGGCUCCUGUUUUAAUAGAAGUGGAUGGAUGAGCAGCUAUUCCAAAAGGUCCAAGGAUUGUUUUUGGGUGUUUUAGUUAUGACCAUAUUGUAGUAAAUACUACAGAGAUCAUGAGACUAAAGUAGAAAUAAGACCAUUUUUAGGGGGAAAAUUGCCAUUAAAUUUGAGACUGUAGAGCCACAUUUAAAAUACCUCAGGCUAAUUACUGUUAAUUUUUUGUGAUGAGCUUAAAAGCUUUGACAGUGAAGGUGGACUAAUUGGAUUGUAAUUAGUAGAUAGCCCAGAGUUCUUGCUCUUAAUAAGAUUACAUUGGGUUCAUUUUUAGAGGUGAUAGAGCUUCCCUUCUGAAAAUUUAGUGUUAAGGUUUUGGAAUGUGAACACAUUUUGUUAUUUGUAUAGUACUAUCCAUUCCUCUCCUGAGAUUUUAAUUUACUACUGGAAAUCCUUAACCAAUUGCAAUAGUUUGUAGG